Tetrahymena thermophila SB210 is the source of this 651-nucleotide messenger RNA. RefSeq names its product transmembrane protein, putative. The transcript has a single exon. Lineage: Eukaryota; Ciliophora; Oligohymenophorea; Hymenostomatida; Tetrahymenidae. The record is from RefSeq and is a predicted model, not a curated record.
AUGUUUUCGAAGAUUGCUAAAUACGGAUUUAAUUUGUUGAAUAUAAAAAAUUAAAACUCCACAUUUUAAACAGUAAAAAGAUCAUUUUCAUAAAAAUCUGACUAGGUCUUUCUAAACGAGACGUAGUUUUUUAAGAAAGAUUAAAUGCUGAUUGUUUACUAAAGUAAGGAAGGGACAUUUUUUAGAGCUUUCUCUGCUGUUUUAGGAGGUCUCAUGACUUAUAACAUCUACUCUUACUUUACCUAAGAAGAUGAAAGCGAAAAAGACAGCAGCCUUCUUCUAGGAAUUAUAUUUGGAACCACAUUUUUGGUUAUGUAGUGGAAAAUCAACAAAACAUUAAAGCAUGUUUAUCUUGAUUCGAAUGGAAGAACAGUUGUUUUAGAUUUUUUUAAACACGCAGGAUUUGGAAAUGAGUUAGUUCAUACAGAAACACUAAACAUGGGAGGUUACAACUACUUCAUUCACUAAUUCACUUAAGUUCCUAUUUUCAAAUACAGAUAUGGAGGAAAAAAGAGAUUUGGAUUUCUUAAGUGGUCUUAAGCAAAUGAUAUCGAAAUACUUAAAAAUAUCUUUUAGAAAAAAACCUUUUUAAUAGGAGAUAAUCCUUACGCUUCUAAAAUAUCUAACACUUACAAGAAGAAACACCAAUGA